This is a messenger RNA of Syzygium oleosum, 1379 nucleotides long. Its product is annotated as transcription factor ABORTED MICROSPORES-like. Gene Ontology annotation, biological process: regulation of DNA-templated transcription. Bases 210 to 1181 code for a protein of 323 amino acids. Gene Ontology annotation, cellular component: nucleus. The transcript is spliced from 5 exons. Gene Ontology annotation, molecular function: sequence-specific DNA binding; protein dimerization activity; DNA-binding transcription factor activity. NCBI's taxonomy places the organism in Eukaryota, Viridiplantae, Streptophyta, Magnoliopsida, Myrtales, Myrtaceae. The record is from RefSeq and is a predicted model, not a curated record.
UUAUAUGAUUGUGCGUUUGAACUGUCAUGCCGGAUGAUUGCUCGCAUCGCACGGUUUACAAUCUGUUUGUAUGAUUGCAUCUGAGACGUAAGAGGGGAAGAAACUUUUGACAGGAAUUCACUGGAACAAGCGUGCUGGUCCCCGUCGUUGGCGGCAUUGUCGAGCUCUUCAGCGCAAAGCAUAUACCAAAAGAACCCCGCAAAAUAGAAAUGAUCAGGACUUGGAGUCACUUCUUGAGAGAAGCUGUGAAUGCCGGGAUCUGCGAUUUAAGCAUCAAUGAACUCCUGAUCCAAGAGUACUUCAAAUUCUAUCCAUCUCCACUCCACCUUUCGAGUUUGGACUCUGGACUGCAACAACUUCCAACGGGAACUCAAAGUAGCACCAAUCCUGAAGGAUCGUCUUGUAGCUCGGAUCUGACUUAUGAGUACCCAUCAUUUGACCCGUAUAAUAUCUUGGGAUAUCUUUCCCAAGCUGGACUGAUGAAGCAGUCUGUUAUUGAAUCCACGGGGUCUGAAGAUUCCAAAAGUUUGUCGAAACAGACAAAUUUCUCUGGUUGUUAUGUCGUGGCUGCGAAGCGUCAAGGUGCUCACAAACAGGAAGGAGGUAAAUACCAAGCAAAGAACCUGGUCACAGAGAGGAAGAGGAGGACCAGGAUUAAAGAAAGGCUCUAUACUCUCCGUUCACUCGUACCAAAGAUAUCCAAGAUGGAUAUGACUUCAAUCCUUGGGGAUGCAGCAGAAUACAUAGAGGAUUUACAGAUGGAGGUGACAAAGCUCGAGGAGCAACUCGAGGAAUCGGAAAAAGACAUAUGCAGACCAAAUUAUACUGACUCAAAGUCUCUGGCUCGAAGCGUGGGACAUGACCGCAGCAAGAGCUUGGCCGGACAACAGGAUAACAAAGAGUUUUCCCGUCUCGACCUCAAGACAGACACAAAGGCACAAGUGGAGGUGAACCAAAUUGGGAAAGGAGAUUUUCUGGUGAAGAUAUUAAUGCUGCAGAAGCAGGGAUGGUUUUCUAGGAUGAUGGAGGGGAUCAACUCACUGGGAUAUACUGUAGUGGAUGCCAACAUCACCUCGUUAAAUGGAAAAGUCCUAGCCAAUCUCAUGCUUGAGCUGAGCGAUGGUGCCCUUCCAAAGAAUCUGAGGGAAUCACUAAUACAGCUAGCGAGCUUAAUUAGUUAGUAAGAACAUCUGAGGUUAUCAAUGAGAGGGUGCAAAGUUCAUGCAGAAGUGUCUCUGUACUCUUAAGAGAAAGCAUGCCAGGGAGAAAGUGAGACUUCCCUUUUGAUCCAUUGAUAUGAACAUACAAUUAUCAAACAUUUCAGAUGCAUGCUCCUGUUUCAUCAGUUUAAAACCAGUAGGAAACUGAUUUUUAUCUUC